AUAGUCGCAGCAAUAAUGGCCAUCACAGGAAUUGUUAUGAUGGCAUAUGCAGAUGGUUUCCAUGGUGAUUCAAUUAUUGGUGUAGCAUAUGCUGUUGGCUCUGCAUCCACAUCCGCAUUGUAUAAGGUUUUGUUCAAGAUGUUUCUUGGCAGUGCGAACUUCGGGGAAGCUGCUCACUUUGUCUCUACGCUGGGCUUCUUCAACCUAAUUUUCAUCUCCUUUACCCCGGUCAUACUGUAUUUUACAAAGGUGGAAUAUUGGUCCCCCUUCUCUGCUGUGCCGUGGGGUUACCUUUGUGGAGUAGCCGGCCUCUGGUUAGCAUUCAACAUAUUGGUCAACGUUGGAGUUGUGCUGACGUACCCCAUCCUGAUUUCCAUCGGGACAGUGCUCAGCGUUCCUGGAAAUGCAGCUGUGGACCUCCUGAAGCAUGAAGUGAUCUUCAGUGUCGUAAGACUGGGGGCUACCAUUAUCAUUUGCAUUGGAUUUUUGCUAAUGCUGCUUCCUGAAGAGUGGGAUGAAAUAACCCUAAGAUUCAUCAACAGCUUAAAGGAAAAGAAAAGCGAAGACCACGCAGAAGACAUCACAGACUCCAGCGUGCAUACCAGGAGCAGAAGCAGAGCCAAUGGGACAGUGUCUAUACCACUAGCGUAAAGCUGGUGACCCUCUAACUGCACGUGAAUGUAUAUUCUGUGAAUAUAAUUUAAUUUUCUCGCUACUGAUAUGCUAAAUGACAGUAUUGCUCUGAACUGGGGAUGAAUUGUACAAAUCAAUGAUAAAUACAUCAAUAAUAAAUGUUUACAUUUAUACACUUAUAAAGGAACCAGUGUAAAUAGCUACAAUAAUUUUUUUUAUAAUAA
Molecule: messenger RNA, 857 nt
Organism: Alligator sinensis (Chinese alligator)
Lineage: Eukaryota; Metazoa; Chordata; Crocodylia; Alligatoridae
Product: solute carrier family 35 member F4
Exons: 4
Coding region: 16-651 (211 amino acids)
Source: RefSeq, a predicted model, not a curated record